AUGAAGCUCUUUCUCCUUACCCUCCCCAUCCUCGCGCAAUGCGGCGAAGUCGUCUGGGACGGCCGCAUCGACGCAUCCACCACCCUCGACCACUUCGACCAGUGGUCCUGGUCCAACCAAAUCGAACCGUAUCAAUGGUACAUCCACGGCGACGGCAAAACGAGUCGGUAUCUGGGACUAUCGACAGACUUCAAGAAUCCCGCCUCGGAUGAUGGGAAGGGAAUGAAAAUUAGCAUCGAUCAAUCCUCGUCGUGGAAUGGCCAACCGAUGCUUCGAUCCGAACUGAUUCCGCAGACGACAGAGGAUCUCGGUAGUGGACGGUUGAUCUACCACUUUUCGCUGCAGGCAAGGAAGAAGAACGCUCCGCAGGGGGACGUCGAGCAUCAGAUCGCAUUUUUCGAGAGCCACUUUACCGAACUCAAGUACACCGGCAACACCCUGCAGUGGAUGGCAGACGGCAAGUCGCACUGGUCGACGAAGCUGCAGCCCGGAACAUGGCACAACUUUGCGUACGAUAUCGACUUUGACAAGCAGACGGUGGGAUUGUGGGCGUCGAAUGGAGCGCAGCCGUUGAAGAAGGUCGUGGAUAACGUGUCGGCGUCGGCAUCGAGCAACUCGCAGGACUGGCAUGUGGGAGAGUUGAAGACAGAAAAGUCCGGGGGGAGAGAAGACUGGUACUGGUCUGGGGUCUACGUUGAAAAGGCACCGGUGACAAAGAAGAUUUCGUGA
Molecule: messenger RNA, 729 nt
Organism: Aspergillus ruber CBS 135680
Lineage: Eukaryota; Fungi; Ascomycota; Eurotiomycetes; Eurotiales; Aspergillaceae
Product: glycoside hydrolase family 131 protein
Exons: 4
Coding region: 1-729 (242 amino acids)
Source: RefSeq, a predicted model, not a curated record